GACUGUGUCGCACCUCGCAUUUCUGUGCAUUGCCAUUGCCAUUGCCAUUGCCAUUGCCACUGCCAUGGCCAACGUCGUUGUGGUGUUCGACUUCGACAAGACCAUCAUCGACUGCGACAGCGAUAACUGGGUCGUCGACCAUCUCGGCGGCACGCAACUCUUCGAUGAACUGCUCAAAACCAUGCCAUGGAAUUCCGCUAUGGAUAGGAUGAUGGGGGAGUUCCAUUCGCAGGGAAGAACAAUCGAAGAGAUCGCAGAAAGCCUGAGGAGGGCUCCGCUGCCCGCUAACACCAUUGCUGCCAUCAAAUCUGCUUACGCCCUUGGGUGCGAGUUGCGGAUCGUAAGUGACGCCAAUAGAUUUUUCAUCGACACCAUUCUCGAGCACCACGGGCUCAUGAGCUAUUUCUCGGAGAUCAAUACGAACCCAGGGUAUGUUGAUGAGGUGGGGAGGCUUCGAAUUUUCCCUCAUCACGACUUCGAGACUUGUCCCCAUGGCUGCAGCCUCUGCCCUCCCAAUAUGUGUAAGAGUACGAUCAUAGAGAGAAUGCAAGCGUCGGCAUUGGUGGAGGGGAGGAAGCGAUUCAUUUACCUGGGCGAUGGAAAGGGCGACUACUGUCCGUCGCUUAGGCUGAAUAAAGAGGACUUCGUGAUGCCGAGGAAGAAGUAUCCCCUGUGGGAGCUCAUCGUCGACAAUCCUCCUGAGGGCGCCCUCAGAGCAUCGAUCCAUGAAUGGAGCGACGCGGAGGAGCUUGAGAAAGUCUUGCUUCGGCUCGUCAACGAGUCGGUGACGGCCGAUCGCGGCAACGUCGACAACCAGUUGGUUUCAGUUGACUGCAAGUUUCAGACGACACCACUGUCUUCGCAUGAGGCUAAUUUACCAAACACUCUACCUGUUCCUCACUAAACAUGCCACUACUUUUGAUCCUCGAAGACGGGUAGAGACGGCAAACCCUUUUCGACUGUUGUCAAAAGAAGGUUAUUCUAGAUGUUCGAAAGAUUGGCAUACAAUAAAUAGAAAAUCUUUUUCUGAGA
Molecule: messenger RNA, 1032 nt
Organism: Musa acuminata AAA Group (dessert banana)
Lineage: Eukaryota; Viridiplantae; Streptophyta; Magnoliopsida; Zingiberales; Musaceae
Product: inorganic pyrophosphatase 2-like
Exons: 4
Coding region: 65-904 (279 amino acids)
Molecular function (GO): phosphatase activity
Source: RefSeq, a predicted model, not a curated record